GGUGGGCCUGCCUGAGGGGCUGACGCCACCAUUCCAGGAGCCUCGGUGGUAGGGAGAGGACAUCUGAGCAGCAGCUUCCCCACACGGACUCCUGCUCCAUGGCCGCCCGCGUCCUCCUCCUGGGCAUCCUCCUCCUGCUGCUGCCCCCGCCAGCCCCCGCCCCCUGCCACACGGCCGCACGCUCGGAGUGCAAGCGCAACCGCAAGUUCGUGCCCGGUUCGUGGCUGGCCGGGGAGGGUGUGGAUGUGACCAGCCUCCGCCGCUCUGGCUCCUUCCCAGUGGACACACGUAGGUUCCUGCGGCCCGAUGGCACCUGCACCCUCUGUGAAAACGCCCGAGAGCCAGGCGCACUCCAGCGCCUGCCCCUGGCAGUCACCAACUGGCAUGCCCAGGGCUCUGGCUGCCAGCGCCGCGUGGCCAAAGCCAAAGCCACCUCCACUGAAGCCGUGGCUCGGGAGGCAGCCAGCAGCAUCCGCAACGACUGGAAGAUCGGGCUGGACGUGACUCCGCACCCCAGCAGCAGCGUGCACGUGUCUGUGGCCGGCUCACACUCCCAGGCAGCCAACUUCGCGGCGCAGAAGACCCACCAGGACCAGUACAGCUUCAGCACUGACUCGGUGGAGUGUCGUUUCUACAGUUUCCACCUGGUGCACACGCCCCCACUCCACCCCGAUUUCAAGAGGGCCCUCAGGGACCUGCCCCCCCACUUCAACGCCUCCACCGAGCCCAGCUACCUCAGGCUCAUCUCCAACUACGGCACCCACUUCAUCCGGGCCGUGGAGCUGGGCGGCCGCAUCUCAGCCAUCACCGCCCUGCGCACCUGCGAGCUGGCCCUGGAAGGGCUCACGGCCAACGAGGUGGAGGACUGCCUGAACGUCGAGGCCCAGGUCAGCAUAGGCAGCCACGCCAGCUCCUCGGCUGAAUCCAAAGCCUGUGAGGAGAAGAAGAAGAAGCACAAGAUGACGGCCUCCUUCCACCAGGCCUACCGGGAACGCCACUCCGAAGUGGUCGGCGGCCACCACGCCUCCCUGCACGACCUGCUGUUCGGGAACCAGGCUGGGCCCCAGCAGUUCUCAGCCUGGGUGGCCUCGCUGGCCGGCAGCCCCGGCCUGGUGGACUACAGCCUGGAGCCUCUGCAUUUGCUCCUGGAGAGCCGCGACCCGCGGCGGGAGGCGCUGAGGCAGGCCGUGAGCAAGUACCUGACGGACAGGGCACGCUGGAGGGACUGCAGCCGGCCGUGCCCCCCAGGGCAGCAGAAGAACCCCCACAACCCGUGCCAGUGCGUGUGCCACAGCUCGGUGGCCACCACCCGGGACUGCUGUUCACGGCAGAGGGGCCUGGCCCGGCUGGAGGUGACUGUCAUCCGAGCAUGGAAUCUGUGGGGAGACUGGUUCACUGCUACCGACGCCUAUGUAAAGGUCUUCUUUGGCGGCCGGGAGCAGAGGACGGGCACCGUGUGGAACAAUAACAACCCCAGUUGGACAACAAGGCUGGACUUUGGGGACGUGCUUCUGGCCACAGGGGGACCCCUGAGGGUGCAGGUCUGGGAUGCGGACAAUGGCUGGAACGAUGACCUCCUUGGUACCUGUGACGAAACCCCAAAAUCGGGUUCACACACGGUGAAAUGCAACCUGAACCACGGUCAGCUGCAAUUCCACUACCAAGCCAAGUGCUUGCCCCAUCUGGCAGGGGGAACCUGCCUGGAGUACGCCCCACAAGGGCUUCUGGGAGAGCCUCCGGGAAACCGGAGUGGGGCCGUGUGGUGAGAACGGUGAGCUUUGAGGAGCCCUGUAUGCUUGGACUGAACAGGUUCUCCCAGUGGGAGCCAGGUGUGUCUUCCUAUUCCCAUUAAACAGA
Messenger RNA from Propithecus coquereli (Coquerel's sifaka), 1857 nucleotides. It is a transcript of the gene PRF1, whose product is annotated as perforin 1 (pore forming protein). Gene Ontology annotation, biological process: leukocyte mediated cytotoxicity. Gene Ontology annotation, molecular function: pore-forming activity; calcium ion binding. The transcript has 3 exons. Bases 99 to 1766 code for a protein of 555 amino acids. The record is from RefSeq and is a predicted model, not a curated record. NCBI's taxonomy places the organism in Eukaryota, Metazoa, Chordata, Mammalia, Primates, Indriidae.